UGCAGUGAAUUCAGGUGCGUGAUGCUCUCGCCUGGGGAUAUUUAGCGAUGUCUUUCAUCGCUUCUCGUUCAUGAAUGUUACUUAUCGAAAAAUAAAAAUCUGGGUUAGUGACAACGAGAGGGAUGUAUACGACAAGCGAUUUACAACAGUUGUCGAUUAAUUCGAGCGGAAGAGAGGCAACGAUCCGACGAUAUUCGUAAAUAACCUGUGCUUGAGUCUUGAAACUUACGCGAUGUUCUUCGGAAAGGAAUGGACGAAUACCGACGAUAAACUGACAUUUGACAUGUAUAUCGCAAUGAUUAUCUUUGAAUUGCUGCCCGAAUGAAACUAAAAAAAUAUACGCUAACUCGAAGACAAUUUAUUCAUUAAGUUAUCUUCGAAACAUUUUCCGUAUUCCAUCACAAAUCACGACAAGGAGCACGAUGUCGCGUGAAAUCGCGACAGAACACAGCAGAUCGGUACCAAAACUCACAAGAAAGUGAUAACGGCGAGCGAAGAGGACGGAAAGUGAGGAAAGAUCGUAGUUCAACCCUGUUUGGCCGUUCUUAUAAAACAACCCUUCAACCUGGCGGACCAAGAGGAAGGAAGUGGCUCAGCGGCGAUGCAGGGCAAGGAGAGUCCCGUUGGGUCCAACACCCAGGAGACCCAUCAGUACGUCGGCCCGUAUCGGUUGGAAAAGACCUUGGGGAAAGGCCAGACUGGUUUAGUUAAGCUCGGCGUACAUUGUGUGUUGGGCAAGAAGGUGGCAAUCAAGAUUAUCAACCGCGAAAAGCUUUCGGAGUCUGUGUUGAUGAAAGUGGAGCGUGAGAUCGCCAUUAUGAAAUUAAUCGAUCAUCCGCACGUGCUCGGGCUCUCAGAUGUAUAUGAAAACAAGAAAUAUCUAUAUCUUGUUCUGGAACACGUCUCAGGCGGGGAGCUGUUCGAUUAUUUGGUUAAAAAGAGCAGACUGACCCCGAAAGAAGCGAGGAGAUUUUUUCGACAAAUAAUUUCUGCAUUAGAUUUUUGCCACAGUCAUAGUAUAUGCCAUAGAGAUUUGAAGCCUGAGAACUUGUUGCUGGACGAGAAGAAUAACAUUAAGAUAGCAGAUUUCGGAAUGGCGUCUUUACAACCCGCGGGCUCUAUGCUGGAGACCAGUUGCGGAUCACCUCAUUACGCCUGCCCCGAAGUCAUUAGGGGUGAAAAGUACGACGGUAGAAAAGCAGAUGUAUGGUCUUGUGGGGUAAUACUUUACGCGCUUCUGGUAGGCGCUUUACCUUUCGACGACGACAAUCUGAGAAAAUUGUUGGAGAAAGUUAAGCGCGGAUUGUUUUACAUACCACAUUUUGUACCGCCCGAGUGUCAGAAUUUGCUCAGAGGUAUGAUUGAAGUUGAUCCCGAGAAAAGAUUGACGUUAUCAGAAAUAAAUAGGCAUAUUUGGGUAACGGCGGCAGGUAAGGGCGAGUUGGAAUUAGAACUGUCGAUGAUGGACGUGGUGCAGACGCACGUUAUUCCGUCCGUGGAAGCAAUCGAUCCCGACGUGCUACAAGCGAUCGCAAGUCUUGGUUGCUUCAAGGAGCGCGACAAACUCAUUCAAGAACUGCUCAGUCCAAACCACAAUACGGAGAAGGUGAUAUACUUCCUACUGCUAGAGAGGAAGCGAAGAAGACCGGCGUGUGAGGACGAGCUCGAGGUAAUGAGGAGUAGCAUGAGAGGAUCCGCGGGACAAUUAGAGGCCGAUCCGCCGAGAAAACGGGUGGACACAUGUAGAGUGAACGGAAGUACCGCGCUCAAUCUUGGACAAAUCAGUCAUGGCUCGCCUUUGACGCCUAGAAGGCAGUCUAGCACGAGACAUCACGCGCGUCGAUCACCAAGCACAGGUGGAUGCCACACUCAUGCGUCUCAUUCGCACACGUCAACGCCAGGCAACUCACCGUUGCAUGCACCUGCAGGUCUCCUAAGUCCUCACAGAGCAAUGCCGGCGUCACACAUGGGCCAGACAAUUACCUGCGGUGCACACAGACUGUCCCUUGGUGGCAGUACCACCCUCACCGGAAAUGGUGGUAGCCCCACGAGUCAAAGUGUCCCGAUGCCGACGCCGGCGCUUGCCAAUGUCGGUAUUGAACUCAAUGAAGUGCAGCCAGUAGUUGCGGUCGGCGUUACACCGCCGGGGUCGCCUCACACGGGAGCGGGAUCUGGAGCUCAUCACUGGAGAUCGCGAUUAACCACGAUCAAGAAUUCUUUCCUGGGUAGUCCCAGGUUUCAUCGUCGUAAAUUGCUCACUAGUACCGAGGAGGUACAUCUCACGCCGGAUUCUUCGCCGGAACUUACAAAAAAAUCAUGGUUCGGUAGUUUGAUGACUACGGAGAAAGAUGAAACCUUCACCGUUUUAGUUAAAGGAAAACCGCUAGCCAGUGUAAAAGCCGAUCUAAUUCACGCCUUUUUAUCGAUAGCAGAAUUAUCUCAUAGCGUGAGCUCGCCAAUGUCGUUCAGAGUGGAGUACAAAAGAGGUAGCACCGCACCAGCCAUGUUCCAGAGACAAGUGCGAUUUCAAGUUGACAUUAGCGCAAUUUCGAAGCAGCCGAAUGAGCCCCUCUUCGCCAUUACCUUUACAUUAUUGAGCGGAAACAUUCGAAGAUUCAGGCGAGUAUGCGAACAUAUCCAGUCUCAGGUGUGUUCAAGAAAUGUGAGUAUGAACUUGGGAGGACAAAGCAGAGCCGCGCCGCCUAGUCCGAGGGCCUCCAGAAAGUUCACCACAGAGAUGAGCGAGAGUUCCAGCUGUGGCAGCGAUACCAGUGAACGACUAUUUCUUAAUCCUCACCCAGCUACCAGACAGGUAGUCUGUUUCAAUAAGAUCGAUUCGGACAUCGAAUCGGAUACGUCUGUAUUUGACGUGAAAUCGCCGACCCGCGAGAACGGUAGAAGAAGUUCGACGUCGACGAAUAAUAACAAUGCCCUGUCGGGCGAUACAACACCAACGCCGGGCAGCCCGCCAAAAGCGGUUCGAAGUAACUCGGAGAGUCAAAAUACGCCUGAGAAGAAAUGCGUGACCACGAUGAGCGGCAACAACAUAGCGUGAUACUACCAGAAUCUUCGCUUCGAGUUCCGUUCAAGUCUAAAGAGCCUAUGGGACAGCGCUCAGAGAUUCUGGUGAGGUUUCCUCUGACGAACGCUUCUAACGCUUUAAAAGAACUGCAGAAUGCGUGAGACACAUCUAUAUGCGUAAUACAAUAUUGCAACAAACAAAAUUGAGGUCUAACAUCGUGAAUCAUAUCGUCAGCAUUAAUAGCGAGAAAAUAGAGAGGUAACAGUGAUGAUAAUACAUUUAUUAAAUUUGCAUUGUGUAAUUCGAAACAUCGAAACCUUUAGU
This is a messenger RNA of Mycetomoellerius zeteki, 3346 nucleotides long. RefSeq names its product BRSK family serine/threonine-protein kinase sugar-free frosting (gene sff). Gene Ontology annotation, molecular function: ATP binding; protein serine/threonine kinase activity. The record is from RefSeq and is a predicted model, not a curated record. Gene Ontology annotation, cellular component: cytoplasm. Lineage: Eukaryota; Metazoa; Arthropoda; Insecta; Hymenoptera; Formicidae. Bases 602 to 3055 code for a protein of 817 amino acids. Gene Ontology annotation, biological process: protein phosphorylation; intracellular signal transduction. The transcript is spliced from 13 exons.